AACCCUUUAUAGAUCGAGUGACUCGAGUCGAGUUGCGUGUACAGGAAAGUAAACGAUAACAAAUGUCGUACAUUUGCAAGAGGCUUAUAACUCCCCCUUUUCUUCAUCAAUUCAAACCUCCUAGUCACGAGUGGAGCAAUUUAUAUGUCCGCAACAACCUCAAUACCUCGUCCCAGAAUAGACACAAGUUGUUUUAUACGUGUAAUAACAGCUUUGGGCAGCGUCGAAUGAGCAUGAUUGAGUCAGCUACAACUCGCGUGUCUACGGACAGGGAUGACGUGGAACAACGACAACAAAGUGUCGGAGCUCUUGAGCAAGAAGCUCUUGUUGCCGACGGGUUGACUCGGUUGAACUCGAAUCCACUCGAAGCCACUCUCAAUCAUCUGAGCAAGUGGCUUAUGGUAGCACUCUUUUCUCUAGUCCUCAUUUUGAGGCAUGAUGCAAAAGCAAUUUGGAUUACAAUGGGUGCCAUCCUAAAUGUUGGCCUCUCCAUCACCCUAAAGAAGAUACUAAACCAGGAGCGACCUUCAUCAGCCUCAAAAUCGGACCCUGGGAUGCCAUCCUCGCACGCACAGUCGAUAUUCUACAUUGUCUUUGUAGUGAUUCUGUCAAUGAUGGACUGGGCCGGAAUGAACUUACUUACUGCUCCUUUUGCUGGUGCUGUCUUGGCAUUUGGUUCAUACUUUGCUUGGUUACGAGUUUCCCAGGGAUUUCACACCAUCAGCCAAGUAGUCGUUGGUGCUGUGGCUGGAUCAGUAUUCUCUGGGCUGUGGUUUUGGCUGUGGGAUGCAAUUGUUCUUGAGGCAUUUAUCUCCAAUUUUUGGAUUAGAGUUCUUGUAGUAGUUGGAGGAGUUGGAUGCAUUUUGCGCUUUGCUUUAUUCGUCAUUCAAGACUGGAUUAUGGCUGAACAUUGACAUGUAUAUCCAGCUUAAACACUUUUAAAAUUGUAUUUUAUCCAUAGCCAAUAUAAAUGGAUGUAGUUUUAGUAUAAUUCUUUGGUGCGAUUCAAACUGGAUGGAUCAUGGGGUUGACUCUGUCAUAUCAGCUUCAAAAUUAUGAGUUGUUUGACAAAGGCUUCGGUGCCAUCUUUCAAUUGAUACUCUUUUCAGUUUGUAACUUGCAAAUAAAACAUCUGAGAUAUAUGAAAUUUUUUGAACAA
Daucus carota subsp. sativus is the source of this 1159-nucleotide messenger RNA. Its product is annotated as lipid phosphate phosphatase epsilon 2, chloroplastic. Gene Ontology annotation, molecular function: dolichyldiphosphatase activity. The transcript has 4 exons. Lineage: Eukaryota; Viridiplantae; Streptophyta; Magnoliopsida; Apiales; Apiaceae. The coding region runs from base 63 to 914 and encodes 283 amino acids. Gene Ontology annotation, biological process: lipid biosynthetic process; protein N-linked glycosylation. The record is from RefSeq and is a predicted model, not a curated record. Gene Ontology annotation, cellular component: intracellular membrane-bounded organelle; endoplasmic reticulum membrane.